UACUGUUCAGCUUGCAGUCUAUAAAAAGAGAAGGCAGUGUCUCAUUUUGGCAGAUAUAACCUUGUGCAACAGCCAGAAAGGCUUUCUCAGAUAGCUAUUAAAACUCCAGUAGCUGCUCAGAACUUGGGUCAGUGAACUGCGUGUACUACAGAGAUGGCUCAUCCAUCUCAGUAUGAGCGUUCAGGCAGGUGUCAAUGUGGACAUGAUGCACCAAACAGCAUUCUGUAUAGGAUCCUUAACAAGGAGCACCAAACUGAGACGAAGUGUCAUCACAGUAACCAUCACCACUACCAGCACCCAGCACCAAACAGUAGCUGCUCCUGUGAGCAGGGGAGGAAAGUUGUCCUGAAAAACCCAGACUUCACCUGCCGCCUUGCCUCUGAAGUACUUUUAAAGACAGUGAACUUUAUAAAGAAUCUACCAUCAUUUUAUCAGCUGCCUCAAGAGGAUCAGCUACUCCUGAUUCAAAAUUGCUGGGCACCCUUGUUUGUUUUGGGUUUAGCCCAGGAGCAUGUAGAAUUUGAGGUUAAAGGCAUAGUAGCACCCAGCCUUUUAAUGAGGAUUCUCCUUAAUGAAUCUGUGAAAGAGGGUACUACAUCAGGGACUCACACAAAUGGAGCUUCCUUUACAGAAGUCCAGAAGAUAAAGAUGGUGUUGGAGAAAUUAUGGAGUCUAGACAGCUGUGCAAAGGAAUAUGCCUAUCUCAAAGGAAUUAUUCUGUUUAACCCUGAUGUCUGUGGCUUACGGUUUCCUCACUACAUCAAGGCCCUGCAGCAGGAGGCACAGCUGACACUUAAUGAAUUUGUCCUAAUGAUGUACAGCCGAAAUCAGCCUAGGUUCGUCUGGCUCCUGACAGCGCUCGCAACACUCCGCGAUAUCAAAGCCUCCACAGUCACAGAACUUUUCUUUAGGCCUGUCCUAGGUGAUGUCAACGUGAAAGACUUGCUGUUAGAAACUAUAUACAAUAACUCAGACAAAAGAUAGUUGUGGUACAUAACUGAUUUGCACUUAAUAUAUUUUGGUACUGCUAACUAAAUAUGUUGUUUGUAUGCAUUUAUAUGUUUAGUAAAAUGGUAUUAAGUUUGUAGCUUUAAUGAAGAUUCAUGUACAGUCAGUAUUGUAUGCUUAUUUAUGGUUUUGUACAAAAUAAAAGCUUUGUAAAGUCA
Messenger RNA from Protopterus annectens (West African lungfish), 1166 nucleotides. RefSeq names its product nuclear receptor subfamily 0 group B member 2-like. Gene Ontology annotation, cellular component: cytoplasm; nucleus. Gene Ontology annotation, biological process: negative regulation of transcription by RNA polymerase II. The record is from RefSeq and is a predicted model, not a curated record. Gene Ontology annotation, molecular function: transcription corepressor activity; transcription factor binding. Bases 154 to 984 code for a protein of 276 amino acids. The transcript has 2 exons. NCBI's taxonomy places the organism in Eukaryota, Metazoa, Chordata, Ceratodontiformes, Protopteridae.